UGUGCCAUUUAAGGCUUAGGAUUUCCUCUGGCCCUCUUUCUCCUCCAUUGAAACUAAUGAUGAUAAAACACAAGUGGAAAGAGAAGAGUUCAGCAAGAAAUGUUGUAACACUUUCUGUCUUAUUAAUGCAGAGACAUAAACAGCGCUUGUGUUCCACGUGUAUCCGUCACAACAUAGGUUUGGAAAAACCACGAGGAGUCCUGUGGUAGCUUAAGGAAGUAGCGAUUUCUUUGGGUGUGAGUCUUCCUGGGCAAAGACCCACUUCAUCAGAAACAUCUCUUCUGGAAAAGGUGUGUGUGUUAGGAGUACUGUGCAAGUGGCUAUUCCACGUCACUGAGAGAGACUGAGAGCCCCUGACUGAGAGUGAGAAAUAGAUUUCUAUCUAGCCGACCAUGGCUUCCACCACAACCAGAACCAGUGUGUCAAAGAAGCACAUCCAAUUUCUAGCCUUUCAGCUCACUCUGCUAGGAACAGUCUUCUGUGGGAAUGUGCUGAUUUGGCCUACAGGGAGCAGUCACUGGUUAAAUAUGAAGAUCAUUAUACAGGAGCUGAUACGCCGAGAGCAUAAUGUCACCGUCCUAGUGCCAAACGCUUUCCUCUUUAUCACACCGUACGGUGAGACAGCAGAGAAGUUUGAGGUGUUCUCUGUGCCUUUUGAGAAGAAACACAUUGACUCCUUGAUCAAAGACAUAGUGAACUUGUGGCUAUAUAAUAAGCCAACAGCACUGACCUUCUGGAAGUUCUACAAGGAACUGGGAAAAAUGGCCAGCAAACUAAAUGAGCAAAAUAGACAUUCUUGUGAUGGUGUGUUAGCCAACCAGGAUUUGAUGGCUCGGCUGCAGAGGGGCAAGUAUGACGUGCUUCUGUCCGAUCCAGUGACUCUCUGUGGAGACCUAAUUGCUCUCAAGCUCAGAAUUCCAUUUGUGUACUCUCUGCGGUUCACACCAGCCUCAACAAUGGAGCGGCAUUGUGGGAAGAUGCCCGCUCCACCUUCGUACGUGCCUGCAGCCUUGUCUGAACUCACAGACAAGUUGUCGUUCCGCGAAAGAAUAAAAAACAUAGUGUCUUACCGCCUCCAGGACUACGUUUUUCAGAGUUAUUGGGGAGAAUGGGAUUUGUACUACAGUGAAAUUCUAGAAGGCAGUCACUGGCUAAAUAUUAAGAUUAUUAUACAGGAACUGAUACGCCGAGAGCACAAUGUCACCGUCCUGGUGUCAAACUCUUCCCUCUUCAUCACACCGCAUGGUGAGACAGCAGAGAAGUUUGAGGUGUUCUCUGUGCCUUUUGGGAAGAAACACAUUGACUCCUUGAUCAAAGACAUAGUGAACUUGUGGCUGUAUAAUAAGCCAACAGCACUGACCUUCUGGAAGUUCUACAAGGAAAUGGGAAAACUGACCAGGACUAGCAAUGAGCUAAAUAGACAGGCAUGUGAUGGCGUGUUAGCCAACCAGGAUUUGAUGGUUCGGCUACAGAGGGGCAAGUAUGACGUGCUUCUGGCUGAUCCGGUGUGUGUCUGUGGUGACCUAAUUGCUCUCAAGCUCAGAAUUCCAUUUAUGUACUCUCUGCGGUUCACACCAGCCUCGACUGUGGAGCGGCAUUGUGGGAAGAUGCCCGCUCCACCUUCGUACGUGCCUGCAGCCUUGUCUGAACUCACAGACAAGUUGUCGUUCCGCGAAAGAAUAAAAAACAUAGUGUCUUACCGCCUCCAGGACUACGUUUUUCAGAGUUAUUGGGGAGAAUGGGAUUUGUACUACAGUGAAAUUCUAGGAAAGCCCACGACGCUGUGUGAAACGAUGGGGAAAGCAGAGAUGUGGCUGAUCCGGACGUACUGGGACUUUGAAUUCCCGCGCCCGUUCCUGCCGAACUUUGAGUUUGUCGGGGGACUUCACUGCCAGCCUGCAAAGCCUUUACCUGAGGAAAUGGAAGCGUUUGUCCAGAGUUCGGGGGAGCAUGGCAUCGUAGUAUUCUCACUGGGCUCGUUGAUUUACAACUUAACCGAGGAGAGAAGUAACAUGAUUGCCUUGGCGCUCAGCCAGAUUCCACAAAAGGUUCUUUGGAGGUACAAAGGGAAGACGCCGGAAACGUUAGGACCCAACACUAAGAUUUAUGACUGGAUCCCCCAGAACGACCUGCUUGGCCAUCCCAAGACCAAAGCCUUUAUCACUCAUGGUGGAACCAAUGGGAUCUAUGAAGCUAUCUACCACGGGAUUCCCAUGGUUGGGAUUCCCAUGUUUGCCGACCAGCCGGAUAACAUUGUUCACAUGAAGGCGAAAGGGAUGGCAGUUGAGCUGGAUUUUAACACGAUGCAAGCCCAAGAUUUAAUUGAUGCACUGAACAGCGUCAUUAACAACUCCAGCUACAAAGAAAAUGCGAUGAGGUUAUCCCAGAUUCACCACGACCAGCCCAUGAAACCUCUGGACCGAGCUGUCUUCUGGAUCGAGUUUGUCAUGCGCCACAAAGGGGCAAAGCACUUGAGACCAGCAGCUCAUGAGCUCACCUGGUACCAGUACCACUGCCUGGACGUCCUGAUGUUCUUGCUUGCCUGUGCAGCAGCUGCUGUUUUCAUUUCUGUCAAGUGCUGCAUGUUUUGCUGUAAGAAAUGUGGCUGGGUUGUAAAGAAAAAGAAAACCGAAUAGAUUUGCUAUUCCCAUUGGCCACGUUUGUCUCUGCUGAGGCCGUGGUUCAUGGGCUCACUGAUCCAGACAGGUGCUGCAAUACCAUGUGUACUCAGUCCCAUACUUUGGCGAGGUAGGAUCAGGAAAGCCACACACUUAACAUAAUGUGAUGUUUACAAUAACUUUCUUUGGGCUUGAAUAAGAAUGAAUCAUUAGCUGAUCCACCAGUUGGACAGUGAUUACACAGGGACUUGUAUGCUGUGGCGAUGAUUUUCAAGAAUGUCAUGUUCAGGCAGCUUUAUUUGAAAAGGACAAAGCCCAGCUGUUCUAGGUCCUUUGUUGUAUCUUCCAGCUGCAGGGAGUGAAGUUGAUUUGUCUUUAGUAGAUCACCCAGAGCCCAAAUGUCUUUCUGUUCUGGGUAGACUCUGACCAAUGCAGAACUCAGACAAGUUUGCCUAAACCUGCCUGAAAAGUGUGUCAGUGACUUUCUACAACCUCUCCCAGAGUUUUGACAAGCUGGAGUCUCAUUUUUUCCUUCACAGAGGCAU
Messenger RNA from Pelodiscus sinensis (Chinese soft-shelled turtle), 3163 nucleotides. The record is from RefSeq and is a predicted model, not a curated record. NCBI's taxonomy places the organism in Eukaryota, Metazoa, Chordata, Testudines, Trionychidae.